AUGCACCAGGCCUCCUGUGUGUCUCCUCAGCCCGGUACGUCCUGUGCCAGCUCCAUGCACCAGGCCUCCUGUGUGUUCCCCCAAGCCUGGUACGUCCUGUGCCAGCUCCAUGCACCAGGCCUCCUGUGUGUCUCCUCAGCCCGGCCUCCUGGUGUCUCCUCAGCCCGGUACGUCCUGUGCCAGCUCCAUGCACCAGGCCUCCUGUGUGUCUCCUCAGCCCGCCCGUCCUGUGCCAGCUCCAUGCACCAGGCCUCCUGUGUGUCUCCUCAGCCCGGUCCAUCCAUGCACCAGGCCUCCUGUGUGUCUCCUCAGCCCGUCCUGUGCCAGCUCCAUGCACCAGGCCUCCUGUGUGUCCCUCAGCUCCAGCUCCAUGCACCAGGCCUCCUGUGUGUCUCCUCAGCCCGCCCGGUAGCCUGUGGCCAGUACGUCCUGUGCCAGCUCCAUGCACCAGGCCUCCUGUGUGUCUCCUCAGCCCGCGUCCUCCCGGUGUGUCUCCUCAGCCUCCUGGUGUCUCCUCAGCCCGUCCUGUGCCAGCUCCAUGCACCAGGCCUCCUGUGUGUCUCCUCAGCCCGCCCGUCCAGCUCCAUGUGCCAGCUCCAUGCACCAGGCCUCCUGUGUGUCUCCCCAGCCCGGUCCUGUGCCAGCUCCAUGCACCAGGCCUCCUGUGUGUCUCCCCUGCCCGGUCGUCCUGUGCCAGCUCCAUGCACCAGGCCUCCUGUGUGUCUCCCCAGCCCGCCCGGUACGUCCUGUGCCAGCUCCAUGCACCAGGCCUCCUGUGUGUCUCCCAGCCCGGUAGUCCUGUGCCAGCUCCAUGCACCAGGCCUCCUGUGUGUCUCCUCAGCCCGCCCGGAGUCCUGUGCCAGCUCCAUGCACCAGGCCUCCUGUGUGUCUCCCAGCCCGGUAGUCCUGUGCCAGCUCCAUGCACCAGGCCUCCUGUGUGUCCAGCCCGGUCCUGUGCCAGCUGCACCAGGCCUCCUGUGUGUCUCCCCAGCCCGCCCGGUUGAGUCCUGUGCCAGCUCCAUGCACCAGGCCUCCUGUGUGUCUCCCCAGCCCGCUCCAUGCACCAGGCCUCCUGUGCGUCUCCCCAGCCCGGUCCCAGCUCCAUGCACCAGGCCUCCUGUGGGUCUCCCCAGCCCGGGUACGUCCUGUGCCAGCUCCAUGCACCAGGCCUCCUGUGCGUCUCCCCCAGCCCGGUGUGGAGCUCCGGCCUCCUGGAGCCUCCGGCCUCCUGUCGUCCCUGUACAGCCCCAUGAGCCUAGCGCAGGGUUCCACUGUACGGAGCUCCAUCCGGCCUCCUGGUUCCACUGUAGCCCGGAGCCUCCGCUCCAUGCGGCCUCCUGUGUGUCUCCCCAGGGUUCCUGUGCCACUCCAUGCAGGCCUCCUGUACGGAGCCUCCGACGAGGAUUCCACCGGUCCGGCGGCGGUUGGCAGCCUCCGGCGAGGGUUCCACUGUACGGAGCCUCCGGCGAGGGUUCCACUGUACGGAGCCUCCGGCGAGGGUUCCACUGUACGGAGCCUCCGGUGAGGGUUCCACUGUACGGAGCCUCCGGCGAGGGUUCCACUGUACGGAGCCUCCGGCGAGGGUUCCACGGUCCGGAGUCCCCGGCGACGAUCCAUGGUCCGGUUCCACGGAAGCGGAGGGAUCCGCGAGCAGAGCCUCCGGUGAGGGUUCCACUGUCCCUCCGAACUGUACGGAGCCUCCGGCGACCACCGAGUCCCCGGCGACGAUCCAUGGUCCGGUUCCACGGAAGUGGAGGGAUCCGCGAGCAGAGCAGGGUCUACGUCCCGAACCGGAGCCACCACCGAGGCUAG
Messenger RNA from Oncorhynchus masou masou (cherry salmon), 1812 nucleotides. RefSeq names its product nascent polypeptide-associated complex subunit alpha, muscle-specific form-like. The coding region runs from base 1 to 1812 and encodes 603 amino acids. Lineage: Eukaryota; Metazoa; Chordata; Actinopteri; Salmoniformes; Salmonidae. The record is from RefSeq and is a predicted model, not a curated record. The transcript is spliced from 10 exons.